This is a messenger RNA of Ostreobium quekettii, 840 nucleotides long. The record is from the annotation of a GenBank genome assembly. Lineage: Eukaryota; Viridiplantae; Chlorophyta; Ulvophyceae; Bryopsidales; Ostreobiaceae.
AUGACCCCAGGAGGGCUUUCCGUCUGGCGCGGCGCGUCUGUACGUGGCUGUGAGCCCUGCUCGCGGUCGGGCACCGGCGGCAGGAUCGGCGCCGCGGAGGCCGCUGCUCGCGCGAGGCGGGUGCUGGGCCGGCCGGAUUUUGAGGUCCGGGGGGCCAGGCAGCAUCCCAGCAGGGAGGAAUGCAAGGUGGUGGCCGCCCAAAUGAUGUGCAAGGAGUCCCAGAAGAGGAAUCGGAGCUUCAAAGCCGCCGCGUACCGCACGAUCGUGGAGCAGUUCUUUCCAGGGCAGCCCCAGGCCGCGCGAAAGGAUGCCGUGGUCACCCUAGACACAUGGAGGUUCAGCAGCAGCCAAAGCCGCCAACCGGAGCGGGACACAGCGCAGGAAUACGUGGAUGAUGUCUACGCUCAAAUGCUGGAAGAAUUCCAAAAGACGCAGGAGGCUGAGGAGCUAGUGCGGCAAAAGUCAACUGCGGCAAGGAAAGAGUUCAAACGUAAUGCUCGAUUGCUGGCUUAUGCAGAAGGAGGCUCGCUGGUUCGAAAGGCGCAGAGGGAGGUGGGGGAGGAGGAGAAGCUCCCCAGAAGUUCCUAUGUGCAUUGCUAUUACAGGUACUUCAAGACUCCGCACUUAGCUCUUUCCAAGGUCGCGGAGGCUCUGGGAGACCCCGAAGACGUGUGGGACGCCCAGGAUGAAAACCGCGGCGAACUAUCAGAUCUCGACAGGCUGAAGAGUGCGCAACGCCGCUCUAGGUCGCGGCGGCUCGAGAUACCAGAGUCCGAAUUGGAGGAUGAGCGGCACGUCGAGCCCCUGUACAGGAAGCACCUCUUCAAGCACCUGAGAUGA